Molecule: messenger RNA, 4038 nt
Organism: Gracilinanus agilis (Agile Gracile Mouse Opossum)
Lineage: Eukaryota; Metazoa; Chordata; Mammalia; Didelphimorphia; Didelphidae
Gene: AFF2
Product: AF4/FMR2 family member 2
Exons: 21
Coding region: 1-4038 (1345 amino acids)
Biological process (GO): regulation of RNA splicing
Cellular component (GO): nucleus; nuclear speck
Molecular function (GO): G-quadruplex RNA binding
Source: RefSeq, a predicted model, not a curated record
AUGUCCGCACACUACUCAGAGGAAGGAAGGCAAUUUCCUUUCCUCCAUUUCCUCCACUAUAGCUUUGGAGGAGAUCUCUUAGUAGACCUGUCUGAAAUCUCUCAGGGCUGGGCAGGAGCCUCUGGCUCUUCCACAGCCUACCCAAGACACCUGAAUUUCCCUAAGAUGUUUGAGUUGCUGAAUGCAGCCAGAGAUAUCGAUGACAGUCACUAUGAUCAGGACCGGAAUGCACUUAAAAGAAAAGAAUGGGAACGGCGUUCUCAAGAAGUUCAGCAAGAUGAGGAUCUCUUUGCUUCAGGUUUCAGUCUUUUUGGGGAACCCUACAAGACAAACAAAGGUGAUGCACUUGCCAGCCGAGUCCAGAACACACUGGGAAACUAUGAUGAAAUGAAGGACUUAUUAACCAAUCAUUCCAAUCAAUGCCAACUAGUGGGAAUUCCCAAGAAUUCUAUACCCCAGACUCCCACUGAAAAAAAUGAAUCAAGCUUUUUUCCUGAUCAAAGAAACCGAAUGAUUGCACCUCAUCAGGGCAGUAGCCAGUCAGCGACAUCAGUGCCUCCUCCGUCUUCAGUGACUUCGAGUUCAAGUCACCAGAAUGUCAGAAAACCAAGAGCUGAUUGGCCACGAACUGGCCAUUGCUCCACCUUUACCCAGGCAAACCAGUCUACUGGUCAGCCAAAUCGGAUGAAACAAAGCAAUCCUCAUGAUCAGCCUCAAGGCAGAUAUGAAGACUUGUUCACUUGUCAAAGUGACCAACACAAAAAUGGAGGAAUGGAGGACGCAAGCACGUCAACAUCAUCCUCGAAUUCAAGAAGACUUAGUCAUUCCAAGGUCAGUGGUGGAGAGCAUUCUUAUAAGGAAAGCAUUCCUUGCUUGUCCCCAAUAGAUUUUGAAUUUUUAGCAAGUGGGCCUAUUUCUCCACUCUCUUCCACAUCUUUACUGUCUUCAGCCAGUAGUCUUUCAGUCCAAAAUUUUCCACAAGGCCUUUACUGCAAAACAAAUUUGGUUCAGCAGAAGCCUACUGCUUAUGUGAGGCCUAUGGAUGGUCAGGAGCAGCUCCCAGACUUCUCCCCUGCACUGAAGCCGCUGCUAGAAAUUGAGAGUGGAUUUUCAAGUCAAACAUUUGGGACAUUGCUGGAAGGAAAACCUAGUGCAACCACUUCAAAGACUAAACUCCCAAAGCUCACCAUCCCUCAGCCAAGUGAAAUCAACCUUUCCAAUGAUCCGAGCUGUGUGGAAGAAAUUUUGAGGGACCUUCAGCUUUCGACCUCGGCAUACAGCGUGCAAAAGUGGAGUGAUCCCGAGAUCAAAGCAGCUACCAAACCCCCUGCACCACAGAAGUCAAUGCUUGAAGACGACCUGAAAAUUAGCAGUGAUGAGGAUGAUAUUGAGCAGGACAUUGAAAAGGCAAAACCCAUGGACAUUCCUUCAAAUGAUUUCAUAGGAGGCAGUUCAUCCCUUCAAGCUGUAGAAAGACAGGAAAAUGUGGUUGAAAAGCUCUUAUUGACUUCAGCCCAUAAUAGCCCGACCGUUCCGCCAGCCCCGGAGCCAGUCGUUAUCCCCUCCAGUGGGGGGUCUGAAAGCUCUAGUGAAUCUGACAGCAGUUCAGAGUCAGAUUCUGACAGUGAGAGCUCUUCUAGUGACAGCGAGGGCAAUGAGGAAUCCCGGAGCAACACGCCAGAGCCGGAGCCUCCUUCAACCAACAAGUGGCAGCUUGACAAAUGGCUGAACAAAGUGAACCCUCAGAACAAGACAAUUAUAAGCAACCAAAAUGAGACUUCCAAUGAGAACAAUCCUCUACUUUCCAUCACCCCACAAACUGAAGUACAGAAUAAGGGAAAAGUCACUCCUGGCCUGUUCCAGAUUGAACCCAAAGAGAGGCCUCUCCUCAGCCCUCUCCGGGAGAAAGCUCGACAAAGGCUUCUCCAGAAACCACAACAACCACCUCCUCCUCCUCCUCCUCCUCCACCACCUCCUCCUCCACCUCCUCCUCCUCCUCCUCCUCCUCCUCAAGAGGCCAAAAACUCCAGGCAGAAGUCACCUGCUCAAAAUGAAGCAGCCUCACAAAAGAUUACAGUCAAAAAGCAACCCCAAAAGGUUGAAAGAACACCCAGCACUGAAGAAUACCCCUGGUCUAGACCAAAUAUUCAUCCCAGCAACACUCCCAAAGAAAAAGACACACUGGAACACCCAGAGCAGGCCAAAGCACGGAAUAGAGCAGCAGUUGGUAAGCUGGCUCCAAGGAAAGAACCCAAACUCACUGCCGCAUUUAUUGCCGAAAAGAAGAAGUUUAGAGGCCCUGGAAAGAUUGUCCCCAAGUCUCGAGAAUUUGUUGAAACUGAUUCCUCGACUUCAGAUUCAAAUACUGACCAAGAUGAAGCCUUACAGGUCAAAUCAGUGCCUCCUUGUCCCACUUUGACCAGUGCCCUCAAACCCAAGGAGGCUCCGAGCAACACUAUUUUCAAUGUCAGCACUUUAACAGGAAGCAGCAGCAGCUGCAGCAGCAGCAGCAGCCUAUGUCUAGAUAUCGCCACCAAUGAGGUGGAGGAGCCCCUUUUCUCACCUCUGCCUAUUGGGCAAACCGAACUUCUGUCCCCAAUACGUGAUUAUGACGACACUAAAGCACUUUGGGUCAAAAUAGAUCUUGACUUACUAUCUCGAGUACCUGGUCAAGAUCCACCUGAAACCACUUCCACGAAGAGUGAUCCCAGAGAGAACAACAUUAAACAACCGCAAACACAAACACCACAGGUCCCGCAGGCCCGAGAGUCACCUGGCCCUUCAUUUGCUGAUAAGAUGUCUGCAAAGAACAAGAGAAAGUUCAAGCCAUCUGACCAUUUGGACCUGUUCCCUGAGAAUAAGAAACAGCGAAUGGAGGAUGCCCCAUCUUCCUCCCUGUUUCCACCAUGCAUAUCACCAAUACCUAGUAGUCAAAGAUUCCCAAGCACUAAAGAAAAUGUUCUCGCAAAAAAAGUGACUAAGAAAAGAGAUGACAAGCUAUUCCCACCUCCGCUGUCCCCAUUGUCGGACGAGCCCCUACAUCGACGCAUCAAUUCUGAUGGCAACAGUUCCUUCAGUCAGGAAGCUUUCAUGCCUACUGCUUUUCCUGCUGCCAGUUGUUCUUUUGCCAGACCCAGAAAGAAUGAGAGCAAGACCCAUUUAAACUUCAGGAUAUGUGGUGAAGAUACUUACAAUCGUGGCCCCAGCAUUGGGCUUCUGAAUAGUAAUCAACUAGAGAUGGCCACUUGGUCUUCAAUGUCUUCUAUGGCUAAUGGGAGUGCAGAGAAUAGAAGACCUCGGAUUCAUUUUGAUAACAUGCCUCAUAGCGCUGAUUAUUACAUGCAGGAGGCCAAGAAGCUCAAGCACAAAGCUGAUGCACUGGUGGAGAAGUUUGGCAAAGCUAUCUAUUACACCGAUGCGGCCCUCUCCUUCAUCGAGUGUGGCAACGCAAUGGAGCGGGACCCAUUGGAGGCGAAAUCUCCAUACACCAUGUAUUCCGAAACUGUGGAGCUCAUCAGGUAUGCCCUGAGACUCAAGAAUUUCACCUGCUCUUCUUCCACUGAAUGGGACAAGAGACUAGCAAUUUUAUGCUAUCGAUGCUUAUCACUCCUGUACUUGAGAAUGUUUAAACUAAAGCGGGACCAUGCUAUGAAGUAUUCCAGAUCUCUGAUGGAAUAUUUUAAGACUUCGUCCAAGGCUGCCCAGAUACCGUGGGGAAACUAUGGAAAGAGUGCUGAAGUAAUGUCACCAUUGUCCCUCAGCCCUUCCUCAUCAAGUGCUUUACCAUCCUUGGGACCUAUUGUCAUUCCUCACCGAAUCCACCACAUGGCUGCUAGCCAUGUCAACAUCACUAAUAAUGUACUUCGAGGUUAUGAACACUGGGACAUGGCAGACAGACUGACCAGAGAGAACAGAGAAUUCUUUGCAGAUCUAGAUUCACUGAUGGGGCCUUUGACUCAACACAGCACAAUGACCAACCUGGUUCGAUAUAUCCGCCAAGGACUCUACUGGCUUCGCCUAGAAGCCCACCUGUCCUAA